Maudiozyma saulgeensis is the source of this 1278-nucleotide messenger RNA. NCBI's taxonomy places the organism in Eukaryota, Fungi, Ascomycota, Saccharomycetes, Saccharomycetales, Saccharomycetaceae. The record is from the annotation of a GenBank genome assembly.
AUGAGUUCAUCUAAAAAAGAUGCUUCUGAUAAAUUAGUUGUAUUUUCAGGGUUUUUCAAAAAUAAAAAAGUUUUUGUACCAGAUGAGGAGAUAAUCAGGAAUCAUAAAGAUCUUAAUUAUAAAGCUACCAACUAUGAUGUGUUUUUAUCGAAGGAACAAAGGCGACACAAGAAGAAGAAGAUAAUCGAAUUGGCUACAAUGUUUUACAAUUCAAAUGGACCAGAAUUAAAUAAUACAGAAAAUUCUGUAUCAGUGAGUGCAGUUGCAGAUUUUUUCAAUAUACCUCGACAAUCAUUUAGUGAUCAUAUUAAAGGGAAUCAUCAAAAUAUAGCUAUUCAUGGAUACACUAGGAAGGGAAUUUUGAAUGAAGAAAAUAUUAAAUUAUUGAGAGAUAUUGUGAGAGCCGUUAGAAUUAAUGAGGACCCCGAAUUCGAAGGAAAUGAACUAUUCGCAAGUGAUAAAGAAUUGAUAAACUUAAUUAGUAUGAUAACUGUAUUCAUAAAUAAUCAGGAUGAAACAUUUAUUCAACUGAGUAGUCAAUUGGAGCUUCUAGCAGUAGAUUUAACUACUGAUGAAACGACAUCAAGACAGUCUAUUUUAGAGAAAUUAAUGGCAUUUUUCAAUAAUCCUGUCUUAUGUGUGGAAUCAUUCAAAUUGAAAGGUAGAGAUUUGGAUCAAAUGCGUCUUGGACUCAUUGCUUUAAAGAAAAUAUAUUCAUCAGAACAUGAAGUUAAAUUACUUAAUAGAAGAACAAUAUCAAGAUCUAGGGUGAAACUUGGAAUUUUUCCUCAUAACAUAAAAGGUAAAAAAACAUCCGUUUCUUCGAUAUCAUUAAAACAAGAGAGCAAAGUCAACCCAAAAAACCCUAUAAUAGAGUCAGAUCAAGAACAUUUACUACCUAAGUUAGGUAUGUCGGAAAGUGCAAUAUCAGUUGGGAAUGAUCAAAUUAUUAGAACCAUUUUUGAUAAAUUGAAUAUAAUUAUUGAUAAAAAAGACAGGAAAUCGUUGGAUGACUUGCAAGAGUAUCGCAGAUUGGUCAAUGAUUUAAUAAAUGGACUUAAUACGGUUACAGAAUAUGGUACUCUGAUAGGGGAGCAGUUCCGAAAAUUGACAGAUUUUAUCUUGCAAAUAAGUUUUGAGAAUGCAGUAUUGUUGAGAGAAAACGGCGGGGGUGAACCCAUUCUCAGUCCAUCCUCUAAGAUGAUAGAAGAUGAAAAACAAUAUAAUGAAGAGCAUCAUGAUGAUUCUGCUCCAGCCACCAAAACUGCCCAUUUUUAA